GAUAAUUUUAGCAGGAGCAUCAGGUUUCCGCUGGACAAAAGCCAUCAUCCAUACGGAGCUGAUUUGAGGAGGAAGUAACGGGAGUUGGAUGACAGCGGGAUCUGUGGUUGUUUGGUUUUUGGCGUUGCCAUAUGGAAUAUAUGGCUGGCUGUUCAUUGAGCGCCGGAGGCCGCAGGUGUUUUGUUCAGCUUAGAAAUCCCAGUGGGAAAUGGAAGUGAGGUUCACGGACCAAGUGAAACCAGGCAUGGAGGAGUUAACAAUAUGGGAGCAACAUACAAUAACACUAAACAAAGAUCCCAAGUUUGGGUUUGGGUUUGCCAUAUCUGGAGGCAAGGACAAGCCACACCCAGAUGGGGAUACAGCUGUGGUGGUGUCAGAUGUGCUGCCAAGUGGACCAGCCAUGGGACGACUCUUCAACAAAGACCAAAUUGUCAUGGUGAAUGGAACGUCCAUGGAGAACGUCCACUCUAACUUCACCAUUCAGAUCCUGAAAUCAUGUGGCAAGACAGCAAAUGUGACAGUGAAACGCCCUCGCAAGAUCCAAAUCCCAGCCACCACCAGGCCGUCUCGGGCCGCCUCCCACUCCAACCUGCUGGACCAGGACCCUCCCAGACGAACACGACGCUACUCUGACGGCAGCGAGAGCCAAGACGCCAAUCACUACAGAGCCCGCAGCUCCACGCUCGAUCGUAACGGGAACGGGAACACACUGCCGUUAAUGUCGACGGGCUACAAGAGGUUGCCACGCCACGACGUUGCAGACAAGCCCAUCAAAACUACUCUGGUUAAAAAGAAAAUCACAGAUGAGUAUGGACUAAAGCUGGGAAGUCAGAUCUUUAUCAAGCACAUGACAGAAACAGGCCUGGCUGCAAAGGAAGGCACGCUGCAGGAGGGAGAUCUCAUUCUCAAGAUCAAUGGCAUGACAACAGAGAAUCUAUCCCUGCUGGAGACCAAGCACCUGGUGGAGAAGAGCAGGGGCAAACUGACCAUGACGGUCCUCAGGGACGACCGCAAGUUCCUGGUCAGCAUCCCAGAGGUGGAGGACAGCGCCCCCAACAGCGAGGACGACCGCCGCCGAGACAGCAGCUCCGAGCUGGAGGACAUUUCGGACCUUGAUGCAGACAUCCCCACUCACAGAACAUCCCGUCAACCCACCAGAGAGAAACGCACACGCAGAACGAGAGCUGAACCUCUUCCAGUCAAGUCUCGGGACUCAUCACCCGUGCGCUCCACCUUGACUCGUCCUCCUGCGAAAACCUACGCCUCUCGUAGAGCUCCAUAUGAGUCGGAAUCUGAUCGCAGCGCCUCUCCUCCUCCUGUCAGAAGAGACAGACACAGUCCGGACGUGAGGGAUCAGUCCAGCAGAUACAAAGCUCUCUCCGGUAUGUCCACCCUCCCCAACCCCCGGUCCUCUCCUGUAGCCCACAACCGGACCACCUCCCACCCUCCCUCCAACGCCUCACGGCCCCGCAGGCCUGUGUCGGAGUCAGACUCAGACCGCAGCGCUUCCUCUCCUCCGCGCAGACAGAGCCCGCGCCCAGACAGCAGAUACAAAGUUCUCCCUGAUCUGCCUCACCCCAUCACUGUUCGCCAGGAGCCACCAAGGAGGGUCAGCUCGCCUCUCAGAGUCCCACCCCCAGACUCUGAGUCCGAGUCGGACGGCAGCUCGGGGCCUCCUCAUAGGCACAGCACCUCACACAGUCAAGACUCCCUCAGCAGAUACAGAGUCCUGCCCAAUGUUGCCCUGCAGCCCCAGGUGGAGCCACCGCGAUGGAGCGACGCCAGUGUCGCUGCCAGAAAGCCGCCACAAAAAGCUCAUUCAGAUUCUGAGUCAGAAGCCAGUUACGCAUCUGUCCCCCGCAGGGGGUCCACAGACAGUGGAAACUCCAACACACUCAGCAACAGAUACAGAGUCUUCCCUGAGACAAAGACCACCUCAGUCGCCGUGAAGCAGGAGCCUCCUCAUCGUGUCCCAUCACCCACCAGACCACCUCCCGAUGAUUCCUCGGAGUCAGACCAGCUUUCACAUCUCAGGAGGUCUGGGAGCUCGGAGCGGGAGGAGAGCCACCGCAGGGUUCCUCGCGCUGCUAAUGGAACUGGCACCCUCAGGUCUGGGAUCUCAGUGAAGAGCAACCCACCACUCUACUCCAAGCCUGUAGAAGAGCCCAUCUACUCCUUACCUCCAGAUUCUUACCCAUCACCUAAUCCAGGGUACAGCUCCGACGUGCACACAGUGUCGUUCGUGAAGGAGGGCAGCGUGGGCCUGAGGCUUGUGGGAGGCAAUGAUGUCGGCAUCUUCGUAGGUGGAGUUCAGCCAAACAGCCCUGCAUAUGACCAGGGGAUGAAAGAAGGAGACCAGAUAAUGCAGGUAAAUACAGUUGAUUUUGGCCAUUUCACACGUGAAGAGGCGGCCAACUUCCUCCUGAAAAUCAAGAAAGGAGAACAAGUGGAAAUUUGCACACAGAACAAGAUGGACAUUUAUAAGAAGAUAAUCAAGUCCAACCUGGCAGACAACUUCUACAUCCGCACGCACUUCGACCAUGAAGCAGAGGGACACAUCGGCCUGAGCUUCACCAGAGGAGAGGUGUUCAGGGUGGUGGACACAAUGCACCGUGGGAAAUUGGGCAACUGGUUGGCCAUCCGCAUGGGGAACGACCUGCACGAGAUGGAUAAAGGCACCAUCCCCAACCAGGCCAGGGCGGAGACGCUGGCCAGCAUUGAGCAGGCACAGCGGGCGAGUGGAGAGAGGCAGGUGUCAGGACCCAGAGCUGAGUUCUGGAAACUACGGGGUCUAAGAGGGAACAAAAAGAAUGAAAAGAACAUCCGUCGGAGUCGUGAAGACCUGCUGCAGCUCACCAUUCAGGGCAAAUUCCCGGCCUAUGAGAGAGUCCUGCUCAGAGAAGCUAAUUUCAAACGGCCCAUUGUCAUUCUGGGUCCUCUUAAUGACAUUGCCAUGGAGAAGCUGGCCAGAGAGAUGCCUGAUGAAUAUGAGGUGGCAGAAAUGGUUCCUCGCAGUGGAGGAGCAGAGAGCGCCUCCACAGUAAUUAAACUGGACACUGUGAGGAGAAUAGCAGAGAAGGACAAACACCCUCUUCUGGACAUCACCCCCACUGCAGUGGAGAGACUCAACUAUAUCCAGUACCACCCGAUGGUGCUGUUCUUGGACCCUCACAGCCGCAAGGACGUCAAGGCCAUGAGGCAGAGGUACAGCCCCAACUCCAACAAGAGCUCCAGACGCCUUUACACACAGGCCCUCAAGCUGAGGAAACACUGCAGCCACCUGUUCGCAGCACGUAUUGACCUGCAGCCCAACUCCAAUAUUUGGUACGAAAGUCUGAAAGAUAAGAUACGCCACCAACAGUCCAAACCCGUCUGGGUGUCCGAAGUCACGUUGGAGAGUGGUGGAGAGCAGGACUUGGAUGCUCUGGACCAAACCCAGUCAGACUACCUCAGUGCUGCUAGUGACCUGGAGGACACUGACGGAGAGGCCUUCACAGACGGAGAGGCCUACACCGACAAUGAGGAUCUUGAGGAAGCUUAUCCUGGUCAGGAGGCAGCCAGGCUCUCACGAGGCACCAGGCCAGCUGGAGCUGCUUUAGCCCGAUCAUCUGAGCCGGCCUCUGGGCACCGCAGCCCCACCUUCGACCCCGAGCCGCACGCUGACGCAUACUCGGUCAGAGAAAUCCCACCUUUGAUGCACGUACCUGAGCCCAGAUCCAGCCAACGGAACAAACACAGCCCACCUCACAGCGCUGCUGAGGAGGAAGACCCCACUCAUCGCAGUUUUACAGACUCUGACUUCAGCGCUCUUGAUGUAAUUGCGCCCACCACUCCAUCAGAUGGACCUCCGGAUUUUAUAGCCCCCGACCCAACCACUCAGCACUCCGUGAAUGAGCCCUCAUAUGCUCAGGUGCAGCCUGAGAGCCCACAACAUGCAAGCCUGUCUGCCAUUGAAGAGAAAUUACAGCAGGCUCGCGUGGCAGAGCCACAAGCUGAGGAAAAGAAAGGCCCUCAGUUCAUCGUGCUAGCACACCAUCACCAAGCAGUCCAGUUCAGACGCACGCAGAUCCGAGGCAGCGACAGCUCUGAGGAUGAAGAGGAUGAAGAGGAUGACAUUGAAUGGGGUCCUGCAACAGAACUCUAAACACAUCAAGGAUUAAAACUGGAGUCCAAUAGGAAAUUUCAUCCGCCUCAAGAAACUCGUCUUGGAUCAUUUAGUUUUUGUUCUGCAGAACUUUAGUCGCCCUCUUCAGAUGUGGGAUAGUAGAAACUCUUGUGUUCAAGAUUACUGCAACUUUUUACUACGAGUAUUAACAUCUCAACAAAAGGCUCUCAGAUCAACGUCAAAGUGCCUAAUCUCUUUUCAGAUUUUUUUAUUUAAAUAACCCCAUGUGAAACAAAUCAGUGUGCUCUUUGUUUUUGCUGUUUUAUGUAACAUAUUAACAAAUUCUAGUUGUAUUAGAAACUGAGUGUCUUUUUAUGGAAACAUGCCAGGACAUUUAUGAAAUAUUUGAAUGGCUCUUUUAACUUUUUCUACAUUAAAGUAUUUUCCUGAUUUCAAAGUGGGU
Seriola dumerili (greater amberjack) is the source of this 4568-nucleotide messenger RNA. RefSeq names its product tight junction protein ZO-3-like (gene tjp3). The transcript has 30 exons. Gene Ontology annotation, cellular component: plasma membrane; bicellular tight junction. Gene Ontology annotation, biological process: establishment of endothelial intestinal barrier; cell-cell junction organization; positive regulation of blood-brain barrier permeability. The coding region runs from base 209 to 4144 and encodes 1311 amino acids. The record is from RefSeq and is a predicted model, not a curated record. Lineage: Eukaryota; Metazoa; Chordata; Actinopteri; Carangiformes; Carangidae. Gene Ontology annotation, molecular function: cell adhesion molecule binding.